AUGAAUUUUAAUUUAUUUAGGUUCAGUAGUUAUGUAUCUGUUGGUGGUAAAGACAAUGAUAAAAAUGAUGAAUAUGACCUUUUUUCAUCUGAAACACAAAUUAAAAGGAAAUUGGAAUAUGGUGAAGAUGAAUACUAUUAUGGUAAUAAUGAUACACUGACAAAUCAUGAUACUUCAGUAUUGUCACAACUACUAUCAAAUCCAGCACAUAAUAUAUCAACAUUGUCAUCUAUUAUCACUAAUGCUACUGAUAUCAAUCCUGGUAUCAAUUACCAAAAUAUAGUUGAAGAUAAUACUGUUAUGCAAAACAAGGAAAGAAAUGUGGAUAAUCGAUAUUAUACUGAUUGGGAUUGUCUUAAUACACAUUGGAAAUAUUGCAAAGAAAAUAAAUUAACUUAUAGUUUAUUUGGAUUUUUAAUUUAUGCUGUUGUAACAUCAUCAGUAAAUAUAGAGGAUGAUAAUCUUGAAUUUAAUUUAUACAAUCUUUAUAAACAUGAUCAUAAUGGUAAACAACCAAUACAAAAGAUGAGAGAUUUUGAAACUGAAAAAGGGAAUAUAGAUGUUCAAUUGUUUUGGGAGGUGGUAAAGAAAGCAAAAUCAAAUGAAUAUAUUCUCUUUGCUAUGUACAUAGAAAGAAUGGUUAAAAGGCUUGAUUAUGAAAAUUUGUUACUGAAAUAUCAAAGCAGUGAAAUUGGUGAAAUUGAGAUGUCAAUUGAAAUUGUUUCAAUGAUCCAAGGAAGUUCAUUAAGAAACAUUGAUGAAUUGUUUAUUUCAGGAAUUAUUGAUUUAACUCACAUGCCCACAAAAAUUAAUGAUCAUUUAAUUAAAGUUAACUUAUUGGAUGAAUUGUUACUUGCUAAUGAAAAUAUGGCAGAAAUCCCAUCAGACCUAUUGGAAUAUGUAAAGAAAUAUAUCUCUUCAAAUCAAAGGUAUGAAAUCCCAUCAGAAUUAAAUGAAAAAGAAUUUGGAUUGUAUAGGGCUGCUAGAAAACUCUGUGAAUCAUUUAUGGAUUUAAAAUUAAAAGAACAAUAUAAAAAAGAUAAUUAUAUUUAUGAAAGUACUUGGAGUCAUGGCACACUAGAUAAUGUUAAAAAUUUUAUUUUACAUGACUUAAAUGAAUUAUACUAUCAAUGGUAA
Entrophospora sp. SA101 is the source of this 1137-nucleotide messenger RNA. The record is from the annotation of a GenBank genome assembly. NCBI's taxonomy places the organism in Eukaryota, Fungi, Glomeromycota, Glomeromycetes, Entrophosporales, Entrophosporaceae.